GCACGAGCUGCGUCUCUCGCGCAUUGAAUGUACCAGCUUAGCCAUUCGCAACGCGAGGUUGAAACAUCCGUUGCUGGUAUAAUGGUUCUCGAAAGUACAGUUGUUUGUGUGGACAACAGUGAAUAUAUGAGGAAUGGCGACUUUCCCCCGUCGCGUAUGAAAGCGCAGGAAGAUGCCGUGAGAAUCGUCUGCCAAUCGAAGACUCGACGCCACCCAGAAAAUAACGUUGCUCUGAUGACAAUGGCAGGCCCUGAAGUCCUGGCUUCCCUCACCACAGAUGUCGGACGCCUUCUGUACAAGCUCGCACAGCUCCAGCCGAAAGGCGACAGUAACUUCGUGGCCACUGUCCGCGUCGCUCAUCUUAUGCUCAAGAAUCGAGAAAACAAGAGCCACAAGAUGCGGAUGGUGAUUUUUGUUGGAAGCCCAGUUGUCACCAGCACUGGGGAGCUUGAGCAACUUGCCAGACACUUGAAGAAAGAGAAAGUUAAUGUGGAUAUUGUGAACUUUGGAGAAUAUGCUGAAAACAUGGGAAAGCUGUCAAGUUUCAUCAGCAUCCUCAAUGGAGAUGGUACUGGAAGCUCGCACAUGGUGACAGUGCCAGCAGGCAAUAUCCUGAGCAAAGUGGUUGCUGGCACUGCGAUAGUCCAAGGUGAAGACAGCAGGAGUGCCAUUAACUUUAAUCUUGAUUUUGAUGAUGAUGAUCCAGCUUUUCUUCUGGCGCUGCGCGUGUCUCUGGAAGAGCAACGCCAUCGGCAUUGCCUGGAAUAUGAGGCCAGGCAAGAAAUGGCUGGUUCAUCAGAAGAUACUACUCCGGCAGCUUCUGGCACUGCGAGUGCAUCUUUGUUGACCGAAGAGCAGCGGCUUCUGGACCAGCCCCUCUACGUGGAAACAGGGCCAGGUGACUUCGGUGCAGUAGGAGACUUCACAGACCACAGUACCAUGACAUAUGAUGAGCAGGUUGCAUAUGCUAUGGUGAUGUGCCUCCAGCACCAGUCUUUGCCUGAGCAUAUCGCAUCACUCCUACCUGAUGUGCUGCCUGAACAUGAUGCCCUGGAUACAGAUGAGGCCGAGCAGAUUGCAGAAGAGGAUUCGGAUGGCAAUGAUGAAUAUGACGACAUAUUCCAGGACGAGAUAUUCCAGGACCCAGGCUUUGUGAUGUCCAUCCUUGAGAGCUUUCCUGUUGCAGACGUCCAGAGAAAUGUCCAAAGUGCUCCGGCAGUGAUCACUCAUGGUGUCCAAGUCAACGAGCCUGCUGAUCAGGAUGAGGAUGCUGAAGACGAGCAGAAGCCAAGUGAAGGGAACUAGAUAGGUGCCUUUAACGAGAUCUCCUUCACGAGCUCAUAUGCCUGGAAGCCUAAACUAUUGUUUCUAAUAUAGCACCCUAAAAGACAGGGUCACUUGCAUUGUUAAUAAAGGCGUAGAAC
Rhipicephalus sanguineus (brown dog tick) is the source of this 1424-nucleotide messenger RNA. Its product is annotated as 26S proteasome non-ATPase regulatory subunit 4. The coding region runs from base 28 to 1305 and encodes 425 amino acids. The transcript is spliced from 11 exons. Gene Ontology annotation, molecular function: polyubiquitin modification-dependent protein binding. Gene Ontology annotation, cellular component: nucleus; cytosol; proteasome regulatory particle, base subcomplex. Gene Ontology annotation, biological process: proteasome-mediated ubiquitin-dependent protein catabolic process. Lineage: Eukaryota; Metazoa; Arthropoda; Arachnida; Ixodida; Ixodidae. The record is from RefSeq and is a predicted model, not a curated record.